Messenger RNA from Ictalurus punctatus (channel catfish), 2390 nucleotides. RefSeq names its product major facilitator superfamily domain containing 5 (gene slc61a1). The transcript is spliced from 3 exons. NCBI's taxonomy places the organism in Eukaryota, Metazoa, Chordata, Actinopteri, Siluriformes, Ictaluridae. Bases 527 to 1957 code for a protein of 476 amino acids. Gene Ontology annotation, molecular function: molybdate ion transmembrane transporter activity. Gene Ontology annotation, cellular component: membrane. Gene Ontology annotation, biological process: molybdate ion transport. The record is from RefSeq and is a predicted model, not a curated record.
ACAAACAUGUGCAAGACAGGAUGUACUCCAUGAUCAGAGUUGGGAAUCUGUGCCUUAGAGGGAAGGAUUACUGCAAAUCAACACAAAUUUACUCUGUCUGAUCACGUUUAUGCUAUGAUGAAACAUUUCUAUCCUGAUGGGAGUGGUCUCACCAACACUGCACCGGUCUCCGGUUUGAUGUCGAUGGGGGUUUCCUCUGGGUUCUGUGCUUUCCUCCAGUCUCCCAAAACAUGAAGGCAUAUCUGUCAUUAGUCUCCUUCCGGGGUAGAGUCAUUUCCACACGACUACGUCACGCCUGGUGACGUUGCUACCCGGAACCAGGAAGCGUUCGCGGGAACGGCUGUGAAAACGAAUGGUGAUCCUAAUACUCCUAAAUAAACCCGUAAUACGAGAGUCUGGAAGAAGUAUGUUGAGAUGAAGGAGCACGUCAAGGCUUUUCAGCCUCUCCAAAACAUAACAAUGAAGUGAAAGUGAAAAGAAGAAGAAGAACUGUGAAUCUGGAGCUGAAAGCUGACCAAGGUCUGCCAUGUUUGUGACUGCAUAUCUUGCGUUUGUGGCCCUGGUGGUCCUGUGUGUGUGUCUGGAACUCGCAGCGCGGCGCAUUGCGUCUCCGCAGUCCACUCAGGCGGCCGUCGCCAACCCGGCUUUCCUCUCCUUUCAGAAGCUUUUCUUAAAAACAUACCUGCUGGCUCUGUGGGCUGACUGGCUGCAGGGGCCAUACCUUUACAAGCUCUACCAGCAUUACAGCUUCCUGGAAUCCCAAAUCGCCAUUUUAUAUGUCUGUGGUCUGGCCUCAUGUGUGCUGUUUGCCCCUGUGGCUGGCUGGUUGCCGCAGGUUCUGGGUCGACGGCAGACAUGCCUCCUUUUCUGCGUGUCCUACUCCGUGUGCUGUCUCACCAAACUGUCUCAGGACUACUUUGUGCUCAUCCUGGGUCGUGUGCUGGGCGGACUCUCCACGUCCCUGCUCAGUGCGGCCUUCGAGGCCUGGUAUGUGCACUGCCAUGUCAAUGUGCAUGAUUUCCCCAAAGAAUGGAUCCCUGUGACGUUCAGUAAAGCUGCAGACUGGAAUCACGGGUUGGCUGUGGGCGCUGGGCUUGUGGCAAACCUGUUUGCGGAAUGGUUGGAGCUGGGACCUGUAGCGCCUUUCCUGCUUGCCAUUCCAAGCCUGGCUGCGUGUGCUUGGAUGGUAUUUUCUGACUGGGGAAAUGAGGAAAAGAUGGAACAAAGAGGCCAAAGAGACAGAAGCAGUACUCAUCUCGGCCCUCAAAGCACCCCUCAGAUUCGAUUCCGGCGAGCCUGUCUGGAAGGUGUGCGCUUUCUGUUCUCAGAACGUCGCGUAGUCCUCCUGGGUGGUGUGCAGGCCCUUUUCGAGAGCGUUAUCUAUGUCUUCAUAUUUCUGUGGACUCCUGUGCUGGAGCCACAGGGCCCACCACUCGGCAUUGUCUUCUCCUGCCUAAUGGCGGCCAGCAUGGCAGGAUCAUCACUCUUCCGAUUGGCCACAUCAGCCCGCUACCGGCUCCAGCCGGCCCACCUGCUGGGCUUGGCCACACUGCUUGCCUUCUUCUCCUUCUUUAUGCUGACUUUUUCGACGGCACCAGGCCAGCCGAAGCCUAGGGAAUCGUUCUUGGCCUUUCUUCUGCUGGAGUUGGCCUGUGGCUUCUACUUUCCUGCCGUGAGCUUCCUUCAGGGUCGUGUGAUCCCCGUAGAGCGCAGGGCUGCAGUUUUGGCCUGCUUUCGUCUGCCUCUCAACUUGCUGGCAUGUUUGGGCUUGCUGGCGCUACAUGGUGAGGUGUCGGGUGCUGGUGCAGGUGAGGCAGGUAGCGGUACCAGGCACAUGUUUGCAGGCUGUGCUGGAAUGAUGCUAGCCGCUUUGCUGGCUGCUGUGAGCCUCUUCACUCUGGGGAGGAAUGAUGCAGACCUGCGACUCGACGGGACCAAAGGAGAGGGUGAAAUUUAAUCUGGAUGAUGAUAGGAUUUCUAGUAAGUUCCUGAAGUGAACUACCUUGUCAAGACAACUCACUAUAUAGCUGUCUGAACAAAAUCUUUCAAAUAAACUACUUUUGUGAAAUGACUACUUGUAAUGCCAGAAAAUAUUUGCAAAGUGGUCAGUGGUAUAGCAGACCAAAGAUGAUGUUACUUUUCCAUGGUUGCUCGCUUCACUGUUGUUUCAUUUUUAUAUAAGAGUAUUUAUUGUUUACAAUUUUGUAAAUGUAUAUUCUGACUCAGACACAGUCCAGGUUCCUGGAUAAAGAUUGGUACAAAUUAUUGCGUACCUGGGUAAAAAUAUAAAUUCUUGUGUAUAUGGGUAAGAAUAUUUAGCUUCAGCACAAUUAUUCAGAUUUUCAUAAAUUCAUUAAAACCUGUGUUCAACAACAUUUCAGAGGUCCAGA